This is a messenger RNA of Megalops cyprinoides (Indo-Pacific tarpon), 1676 nucleotides long. Its product is annotated as fibroblast growth factor 23-like. The record is from RefSeq and is a predicted model, not a curated record. The transcript is spliced from 4 exons. Lineage: Eukaryota; Metazoa; Chordata; Actinopteri; Elopiformes; Megalopidae. Gene Ontology annotation, cellular component: cytoplasm. Bases 36 to 860 code for a protein of 274 amino acids. Gene Ontology annotation, molecular function: type 1 fibroblast growth factor receptor binding; growth factor activity. Gene Ontology annotation, biological process: positive regulation of protein phosphorylation; positive regulation of cell population proliferation; fibroblast growth factor receptor signaling pathway.
GUUCUCCAUGCUUCGUUCUUUCCACUGGUCCAUGGAUGCAAAGUAUCAUGUGGACAGCCGCAUCCAGCCUGAACGCGCGCUCCUCUUUGUUCGCGCUCUGCUUGGCAGCUCUUCAAGGCUUCGGACCAGUGGAUCCUUUCCCCAGUCCGUCACCGCUGCUCGGGUCCGACUUUAGGAGUUUAAGAAGAUACGUAUACCUACAAAUAUCUUCAGACACCGGAAACUUCUACCUGGAAAUCACGUCUAAUGGCCAGGUUAAGGAAACACCCAAGCAAAGUUCUUACAGUAUAGUUUUGCUGAAGGCAAAGUUGAAAGACCGCUUGGCCAUACUGGGUGUGAGAAGUGACCGUUAUCUCUGUCUAGACGCUGAGGGAAAUGCUUUUGGCUCUAUUGUCUUCAAUGAGGACAGCUGUCUUUUCCACCACAGACUGCUGAAGAACCAUCACCACCUGUACCUCCCUGAUGGAAGCACCCUGCUGCUGAACAUGGAGGCGCCUGUGAAGGCGUGCAUGUCCGGGCAUGACUUAUCCGCCUCCCCCGUCUUCCUGUCGGAGAGGUGCGCCGUCCACAAGAACCGUCAGCGGAGGAGGAGGAGGAGCAAAGAGGUGGACUCAUCUGACCCGCUCUGCCUGCACAACCAGCGGGGGAAAUGCCUGCCCUCCCAGAAAGACGAGCUCAUCCUAGAACCAGAGAUGACAGAGCAGAGCCAUGCCGUCUCCAAGGAGACCAUCACAUCCACCUCCGACGACCCCUUUAUGGUGGUGCAGCCUCCAGGUAGCCCCGGAAGCCCGCGCAGUGUAGGCGCAGAGAAGGCACUGCCUAAAAAAAUGACGGCUUUGGAGGAUGGUGGAGGGGAUUAGCUCUUCCAGAGCAUAGCCAGGAGAGUCUCUCUCCGACAUAUAGCUACCAUAGUUUUAUUUAUCAUCACAGAGACGGAGUCAGUGGCUUCGCUUGACUGACUAUGAUGGCUGAUUCGUGAGGUCACAGCACAAGAGUUCCUGACACACAGCAACGCCAGUCCGGAAUACUGUGUUAUUUCUUUACAAUCAGGAGAGAAAAGAGAGCAGAUGCAUUACCAUUUUAAAAAGUCACAUUCGUCCGGGAGAACUGUUUGACCAGGCCGGCUGAAGGUUACAUAAGUCCUCCUGAUGCACUUUGAAAUAUUUGCACUGCUGAACAGGACACUGUGGAGUGCUCAGACCUACUCGGUGCGUUUGAUCGUCCCUAAUGCAGGGAUUAAAGUCCUGUCAAACUGGCCUGACGCCUGCUUUUUCACAGAGCUGGAUGAGAACGGCCCACUUACAGUGAAAAUGUCAUGCCAGGCCCAGCUAUGCCAGACUGGUUUACUGAAAGCUCUUUCAUCUUAUGGCGUAAAAUCAACCCCAUACUGAACUAGGAGGGAGACAAUGGAAAGAGUAUGUUAUACAAACUUGUUGUACAAACAGUAAGACAACUGACAUCGUUGAUGAAUUCUGCAUUGUUAAAAUCCUGCCCGCCCCGCCCGGGGGAGAAAAUGUCAGAUUAAUGCGAGUCUGUCCUUGCCCUGUCUCUUUUUCAGGUUAAAAUUUAAACCGCCUCCAUGCUGUUGCAACAAUGUCAUUUUUGAACUUUCAUAAGUUGAUGUCCCAAGAAAAAAAAAAGCACCAGUGCACUCUUCAUAUUUUUCCAAAAGCAUA